Molecule: messenger RNA, 996 nt
Organism: Arabis nemorensis
Lineage: Eukaryota; Viridiplantae; Streptophyta; Magnoliopsida; Brassicales; Brassicaceae
Source: the annotation of a GenBank genome assembly
AUGGGAAUAUUAUCACUAAUCACAGGGAGAAGAGGACCAAGUGGGUUUGGUUCUGCUUCAACAGCUGAAGAAGUUACUCAAGGAAUUGAUGCAUCUCAUCUCACUGCAAUCAUCACAGGAGGGACAGGAGGAAUAGGUAUGGAGACAGCGAGGGUAAUGGCAAAGAGAGGUGUUCAUGUUGUGAUUGGUGCACGAAACAUGGGAGCUGCAGAAAACGCCAAAACUGAGAUUCUACGACAAAACGCAAACGCACGUGUUACUCUUCUUCACUUGGAUCUCUCUUCUUUCAAAUCCAUCAAAGCUUUUGUUCGUGACUUUCAAGCCCUCAAGCUUCCUCUCAAUAUCCUCAUAAACAAUGCUGGAGUAAUGUUCUGUCCAUACCAACUCUCUGAAGAUGGAAUCGAAUUGCAGUUUGCUACAAAUCACAUUGGUCAUUUUCUGUUGACAAACUUGCUCUUGGACACAAUGAAGAACACAGCUAAAACCAGUGGUGUUGAAGGAAGGAUUUUGAAUUUAUCAUCUGUAGCUCAUAUCUAUACUUACCAAGACGGAAUCCAAUUCGACAGCAUCAAUGACAUUUGCAGUUACUCGGAUAAAAGAGCUUACGGACAAUCGAAACUAGCCAAUAUAUUGCACGCGAAUGAGCUCUCCCGUCAACUUCAGGAAGAAGGAGUGAACAUAACAGCGAACUCUGUUCACCCCGGUCUCAUCCUCACCAAUCUCUUCCAACACACUGCUCUUUUAAUGAGGUUUUUGAAGUUCUUCAGCUUCUACUUGUGGAAAAACAUAUCUCAGGGAGCAGCUACAACAUGUUAUGUUGCUCUGCAACCAAGUCUGAAAGGAGUAACAGGAAAGUAUUUUGCAGAUUGCAAUGAAGUCACUCCAAGCAAACUUGCUAGAGAUGAGACAUUGGCACAAAAACUCUGGGAUUUCAGCGUUAAGCUCAUCAAGUCGGUUUCUAAAAAGAACUACCUGGGUUUCGAGGACACCAGUUAA